Molecule: messenger RNA, 10970 nt
Organism: Conger conger (European conger)
Lineage: Eukaryota; Metazoa; Chordata; Actinopteri; Anguilliformes; Congridae
Product: ankyrin-1-like
Exons: 44
Coding region: 172-6069 (1965 amino acids)
Biological process (GO): signal transduction
Molecular function (GO): protein binding
Source: RefSeq, a predicted model, not a curated record
UUUUGGGGGACGGGCCUCUGCCCCCAGUCUGAACACACGCACACACACACACACACUCACACACACUCACACACACUCCGGGGGGACAGGCAGGAGAGGUCCGGUUCUCCGGGGGAAACAAGAGACCCUGGAGAGAGAGAGGGAGGGAAGGGAGCAAACGAGCGAGCGAGCAUGCCGGCCAAGAUUGUCACCUGUGGAGCUGAUGCUGCCACCAGUUUCCUCCGGGCAGCUCGGUCGGGGAAUCUGGAUAAAGCUCUUGACCACAUCAAGAAUGGGAUCGACAUCAACACAGCCAAUCAGAAUGGACUCAACGGCCUGCACCUGGCCUCCAAGGAGGGGCACGUCAAAAUGGUGCUGGAGCUGCUGCACAACGGCAUCGUCCUGGAAACCACUACCAAGAAAGGGAACACAGCCCUACACAUCGCCUCAUUGGCCGGUCAGGAGCAGGUGGUCAUGGAGCUGGUCAACUACGGCGCCAAUGUCAACGCCCAAUCACAGAAGGGUUUCACUCCGCUGUACAUGGCUGCACAAGAGAAUCACCUGGAGGUGGUUAAGUUCCUGCUGGAGAAUGGAGCCAAUCAGAGCAUUCCAACAGAGGAUGGCUUUAGCCCCUUAGCCGUAGCCCUGCAGCAGGGUCAUGAGAACGUGGUGGCACUGCUCAUAAACUACGGCACCAAGGGGAAAGUACGGCUGCCCGCCCUCCACAUCGCGGCGCGGAAUGAUGACACGCGCACCGCCGCCGUCCUGCUGCAGAACGACCCCAAUGCAGACGUCCUGAGCAAGACGGGGUUCACCCCCCUCCACAUCGCAGCGCACUACGAGAACCUGAACGUGGCUCAGCUACUGCUCAACCGGGGGGCCAACGUCAACUUCACCCCCAAGAAUGGUAUCACGCCCUUACACAUAGCGUCACGGAGGGGUAAUGUGAUCAUGGUGCGGCUACUACUGGACAGAGGGGCGCAGAUAGACGCCAAAACCAAGGACGAGCUCACGCCCCUCCAUUGUGCUGCCAGGAAUGGUCACGUGCGGAUCAUCGAGAUCCUGCUGGACCACGGUGCCCCAAUCCAGGCCAAAACCAAGAACGGGCUGUCUCCGAUCCACAUGGCGGCUCAGGGCGAUCACCUGGACUGCGUGAGGCAGCUGCUCCAGUAUAACGCCGAGAUCGAUGACAUCACGCUGGACCACCUGACCCCGCUGCACGUAGCCGCGCACUGCGGGCACCACCGCAUGGCCAAAGUGCUGCUGGACAAGGGGGCCAAGCCCAACGCCCGCGCACUGAAUGGGUUCACACCACUGCACAUCGCCUGUAAGAAGAACCACAGCCGUGUGAUGGACCUGCUGCUCAAGCACCUGGCAUCUCUGGAGGCCGUGACCGAGUCUGGUCUCACUCCACUCCAUGUGGCCUCCUUCAUGGGACACCUCAAUGUAGUGAAGAUCCUGCUGCAGAAGGGGGCAUCGCCCAGCGCGUCCAAUGUGAAAGUGGAGACUCCGUUACACAUGGCUUCUCGGGCGGGGCACUGUGAGGUGGCGGAGUUCCUCCUGCAGAACACGGCGCCGGUGGACGCUAAAGCUAAGGACGACCAGACCCCCCUGCACUGUGCGUCCCGUAUGGGGCAUAAGGAGCUGGUGAAGCUGCUGCUGGAGCACAGGGCCAAUCCCAACUCCUCCACCACGGCCGGCCACACCCCCCUGCACAUCGCCGCUCGCGAGGGCCACGCCUCCACCGUACGCAUGCUGCUGGAAGGGGAGGCGCAGCAGACCAAGAUGACCAAGAAAGGGUUCACUCCGCUCCAUGUGGCCUCCAAAUACGGCAAGGUGGACGUAGCAGAGCUCCUGCUGGAGAAAGGCGCCAACCCCAACGCUGCUGGAAAGAACGGGCUGACCCCUCUGCAUGUGGCUGUCCACCAUAAUAACCUGGACGUGGUGAAACUGCUGGUCAGCAAGGGAGGCUCCCCUCACAGUGCAGCCCGAAACGGGUACACCCCCCUGCACAUCGCCUCUAAGCAGAACCAGCUGGAGGUGGCCAGCACCCUGCUCCAGUAUGGAGCGUCCGCUAACGCAGAGUCUCUGCAGGGGGUCACACCCCUCCACCUGGCCUCCCAGGAGGGCCGUGCCGACAUGGUGUCCCUGCUCAUCUCCAAACAGGCCAACGUCAACCUGGGAAACAAGAGUGGACUGACCCCUCUGCACCUGGUGGCCCAGGAGGGUCAUGUGGGCAUCGCGGACAUCCUGGUGAAGCAGGGCGCCUCGGUCUACGCUGCCACGCGGAUGGGCUACACCCCCCUUCACGUGGCAUGUCACUAUGGCAACAUCAAAAUGGUGAAGUUUCUCCUGCAGCAGCAAGCCAAUGUCAACAGCAAGACCAGGGUGGGGUAUACGCCCCUGCACCAGGCGGCACAGCAGGGUCACACUGACAUCGUCACGCUGCUGCUGAAACACGGGGCGCAGCCCAACGAGAUUACCACUAAUGGAACAUCCGCCCUGGCCAUCGCUAAGCGACUGGGGUACAUCUCUGUCAUCGAUGUGCUGAAGCUGGUUACCGAGGAGACCGUAUCUGUGACUACCACAGAGAAGCACCGCAUGAGUUUCCCCGAGACGGUGGAUGAGAUCCUGGAUGUAUCGGAGGAUGAAGGAAUUGCACAGCUAACGCUAGGUGAGGAGCUGCUCGGAGUGGAGGGCAGCAGGUACGUGAAGACGGAUGACCUGAAAGACCAUGACGACGAUUUUCUGUCGCCCAAGAAAUCACUGGACUAUGAGAGCGGGCUGGGCACAGCCAACUACUCUCCUGCUAUUCCCAGGAUUCCCUGCGUCUCCCCGGAAACCGUCAUUCUGAAGGAGCAUGUGAUCGAACAGCAGCACACCCCCAUCCCGCUUCCGAAGGAAUACGACGAGGAUUCCCUCAUCCCGAGCAGCCCGGCCACUGAGACCUCGGACAACGUCAGUCCCGUGGCCAGUCCUGUCCACACCGGGUUCCUGGUGAGCUUCAUGGUGGACGCGCGGGGAGGGUCGAUGCGGGGGAGCAGACACAACGGCCUUCGAGUGAUCAUACCCCCGCGCACCUGCGCUGCCCCCACACGCAUCACCUGCCGCCUGGUCAAACCACAGAAACUCACCACCCCGCCCCCGCUGGUGGAGGGGGAGGGCCUGGCCAGCCGCAUCAUCUCCCUGGGACCCGCCAGCAUGCAGUUCCUGGGGCCAGUGAUAGUGGAGAUCCCUCACUUUGCGGCGCUGGGCCGGGGCGAUCGGGAGCUGGUGGUUCUGCGCAGCGAGAACGGGUCCGUCUGGAAGGAGCAUCGGAACCGCUACGGCGACGACGUUCUCGAGACCAUCCUCAACGGCAUGGACGAAGACCUGGAGUGUCAGGAGGAGCUGGGGAAGAAGCGAAUCCGCCGCAUCAUCUCCACCGACUUCCCGCUCUACUUCGCCGUGGUGUCGCGCGUCCAGCAGGAGAGCGAUCUGAUUGGCCCCGAGGGCGGUCAGCUGACCAGCAAGCUGGUGCCCCUGGUCCAGGCCACCUUCCCGGAGACGGCCGUGACCAAGAGGGUCCGCCUGGGACUGCAGGCCCAGCCGGUGCCGGAAGAGCUGGUGGCGAAGCUGCUGGGGAGCCAGGCCACGUUCAGCCCGGUGGUGACGGUGGAGCCGCGCCGCAGGAAGUUCCACAGGCCCAUCGGGCUGCGUAUCCCCCUGCCCCCGUCCUGGAGGGAGAGCCCCCGCGACGCCGGGGAGGGGGACACCACCAGCCUGAGGCUGCUCUGCAGCGUCAUCGGUGGUACAUCCCCAGCCCAGUGGGAGGACAUCACUGGCACCACCAAGCUGGUUUACUCUAGCGAAUGCGCUAACUUCACCACCAACGUAUCAGCACGGUUCUGGCUGGCGGACUGUCCUCGUACAGCGGAGGCGGUCUCCUUCGCUAACGUGCUGUACCGGGAGCUGUCGGCGGUCCCCUACAUGGCCAAGUUCGUGGUCUUCGCCAAGAUGAACGAGGCCCGCGAGGGCCGGCUGCGCUGCUACUGCAUGACCGACGACAAGAUGGACAAAACCCUGGAGCAGCACGAGAACUUCAGCGAGGUCGCCCGCAGCCGGGACAUCGAGGUGAUGGAGGGCAUGCCACUGCACCUGGAGUGUUCGGGGAACCUGGUGCCCGUGCGCAAGGCUACCCAGCAGCCUCGCUGUUUCAGCUUCCAGGCCUUCAGAGACAACCGGCUGCCCGUCUCCGUCAAGGUGAGGGACAGCAGUAAAGACCCAUCAGGAUUUCUGUCCUUCCUGCGGAAGUCCACCAAGUACGAGGACAGCCAGCAUGUGCUGUGCAACCUCAACAUCACCAUGCCCCCCUGCAUCAAGGUUGUGGGGUGUGAAGACCGCAGACGAACUUUGACCCCGCUGGCCCUGAGAGAGAGAUAUAGCGCCUUGAACGAGCCGGCGAUGGCAUCCAUGACCGCCAUGGAGAGGACGGAGCUGAAGAUGGCAGUAAUCUCAGAACAGCUGGGUUUGAGCUGGGCAGAGCUGGCGCGGGAGCUGCAGUUCAGUGUGGAUGACAUUAAUAAGAUCCGUGUGGAGAACCCAAACUCCCUCCUGGAGCAGAGUUCGGCCCUCCUCAACCUGUGGGCCACCCGCGAAGGCAAGAGGGCCAAGAUGGAGAGCCUGUACACAGCUCUCAGGAGUAUAGACCGGACCGACAUUGUCAACAUGCUGGAAGGUCAAGGGUCACAGUCCAGGCCCGGGAGCCGUGAGGGGGGAGGCCGCCGUCAAGGCGACCACGUGCUCAUUACCAAUGGUCAUGGGCUAGUGCAGGAGGACCUGCUCUCCCCGGCCUCCAUGCACUACAGCCUGCCCUCCCCCCUGAGUGGGGAGCCAUACUGGCAGGAGGUGUCCAGCAUGGACUGCGCCCCCAUCGCCACCACAGAAGAAGACACGCUCAUGGAGAUGUCGGAGGUGCAGGUGUGGCCCUCGGGGGCCAGCCCGUCCCUGGUGGCCGUGGAGGACUCCUCGCUGGAGUGCAGCAACGCCGACGAUUCGGAGGGGCUCCUGGGGACCCCCUACGGGACGCUGUGUCGGCCGGACAGCGGGGCGAGCGGCUACAGCCCGUGUGGGGGGGGGCUGAGCGGCUCCAUGGAGCUGGUGGAGGCGGCGGACGACCUGCCGGACGCGAGCGGGACCAACCCCGGGCUGAACGUCAACGGGCUGGACGGAGGUCAGAGGUCGGAGGUCGGGAGGUCAGAGGCGGAAGCGGCGGAUUUGGCGGGCGGCGGCAGAGCCGGAGAAGGAAAGGGGGAAGGAGGAGGAGAGGGAGGAAGAGAGGGAGAGGGAGGAGGAGGAGUGGAGGGGCGGGGCUCAGAGGAUGGCCUUUCUGUCGUUGCAGGACAGCAGCGAGUGUACGCCCGGCUGAGUGAGUCGCCCGGACUGAGCAGAGUCUCCGAGCGCAACGGGGACAGGUCGAGCAGCGCCUCCUUCCUGUCCUACCUGCAGGACCAGUCGAACCCGGGCUGGCACUGCAGCCCAGACUCCCCUCCCAUCUGGGCGGGGCCAAACUCCAGGCAGUGCAUAGAGUCGGUGAUGUCCUCGGUUCGAGCCGGUGUGGGCGGGGACUCCAGCCAGUCGCACGUAUCCCAGGAGUCCCUGCUGCAGCCGGUGCGGGACACGGGACACUCCGAGAUCCUGAUGGGUCACUUUCGGGGCACGCAGCCCUUCGAGAAGGGGCUGGGCUUCCCCCACCGCGCCUCCGAGCUGAGGGGCUGGGACGAGCCACGCCUCAGAAUGCAGGGGGAUGAGCUGGAAGAUCUUCCAGGAGAGCAUGUGAGCGAGGAGCAGUUUACCGAUGAACACGGAAACAUCGUCACUAAGAAGAUUGUGCGGAAGGUUGUGCGGAGGGGAAAGGGCUCGGUGUCGGAGGGGGGGCAGGAGGUGACGGUGGAGGGCACCCUCCUGGAUGCUGAGGAGCUGGAGGAGGAGGCCGAGCAGCUCAUCAACUACGCCGUUCUGGGCCGGGAGGCCGACAAGCCCGAUUUUGUGGACAUGAAGAAGGGGGCUCAGAUAGUGAAACGGGCCAGUCUGCGGAGAGUAAAGCAGUGAGACAGACUGACGCGUCCCCGCAGGAACUGUCCUCGACUCCUAAACCAUCCCUCAUCGACACAUGACAGGCGCCGGGCUGACGAGACACGGGCGACUGCAGAGAGAAACGGAGACGGAAGAAUCAAACGCCCGGAAAAAAAAAACCCACGACGAAACCCAACGACGACACAAACAGCGACUCGGCAACGACGGUGGCGGUUGUCAUGGCGAUUUUGAGUAGCAACACAUUGAAAAAAAAAAAAUGGGGGGGCAAAAAAAAGUGACGAGGAUUUACUCAUAGUUUUCUUACCUUUUUUUAAAAACAAAAACAAAAAAAAAACAACAAUGACAACAACGACAUAGGCAUAGAAGCAUGAUUUCGUAUAAAACAAAAACAAACUAAAAAAGCAACAAAAAUGUGCUUCCUGUUAUCUCUUUAUCAGCAUGAAGAAUGCUGCAGCAUGUCCUUAUCUAGUGGCUGAAGGGGUAUGAGGGGGGGUGGGGUGGGGGGUUGUCCCAGGGCACUGGGGUGGGUUGUGGGCAUUUAAUUUGGGCUGGGUGAAUUUUAAUUAUCUCAAACAGGAGGGGGUACCUAACUGAAAACGGGGGGAAAGCGAAAAUGUACGGAUUAAGGCAGCCCUUUCACCCCCUCCCAAAUCCUGACCCCCCACCCCCUAUAACCCUGACACUACCCCCCGCCUGCACCCUGCCCGAGAUCCGUGUGAUACGGAACGCCUCCGGCUACUCUCGACCCAUUUAAUCGCACUGGCUCGUUCGCUCCAUCCAGGUAUGGUUAUUGUACAUAAUAUAUGCACUAAAUGCUAUGUGAAUGUGUGUGCGUGUGUGCGUGUCUAUGUCACAGAAUCUACCCUGCGUGACACUGCUGCUGGCUCAGUACCUACCGUACUCUUUCCUGGUUUCUCUCGUUUGGUUAAAUAUAUGCGUAUAUAUCCUAAGACUGCUCUGUGUGUGUAUGAGGAAAAAAAACUCAACUUUGUUGUCAUUCUGCCUAUGAGUUUGUAUGUCAGUUUUGUUUGUGUGUGAGGGUGUUUGUUUUUGGUUUUUUUAAUGUUCUUGUUUUUUUCCCCCUGCCCCCCUUGUUCCCUCUCUCCCCACCCAUCCACCAUGCACACACCCCCCCCCCCCCCCUCCCUUUUGUCCUUCGGGAUGUUAUUGGGUUCCAAAGUGUCUCAAGGUUUGUUGUGUUUUUGCAAAGCUCCCCCUGGCUUCUGGUGCCGCUUUGUUUUACAGCCUCCCUCACAACCGUACCUGUGCAUCUAUAGUUCUGAACACCCCCACCUGCAAAGUUCUCCUCUUUUACUCCCAAAUGCAAAGAUGGUCCCGUCACAGAAGACCCCCCCCCCAGACACACACACACACGUAGACACACCCUCACACAUGCACACACUCACACGCGCACACACACUCCUGCAUGCACACACAUGCAGACACACACACACGCACGCGCUCACACACACGCAAACACACAUACACAUCUGCACACAUCUAUGCCCUCCACCGAAAUCACCGUGUCUUCCAGGGUCCUGUGACCCAGCUUCUCGCUGUGAGCUCACUUGUCUGCAGUGCUUUGUGGAGUGGCGCCCCCCUCUGGAUGCUUCACGCCAUUGCCCUGGCCAUGCACAAACACUCUUCUUUCUGUCCCAGUGGCUCAGCUUCCGGUCGACUCUCAUUCUCCAUCUUUGCUGGUGCAGUACCAUCGACUGCCAUAGGAGGGAGCCCUAGAAUCCUGCUGCUGGCUCUAAAGAUCACAGACCAGCUGAGCUCCUCCAGGAAAGACAGAGCCAACCUGGACUUCUCUACGUUAGCGAGCGUCUCUAUGUUGGCGAGCGACUCUCUGUUAGCGAGCGUCUCUCUAUUAGCGAGCGUCUCUACGUUAGCGAGUGUCUCUCUGUUAGCGAGAGGUUCUCCGUUAGUGAGCGUCUCUACAUUUGCGAGCGGGUCUCCGUUAGCGAGUGUCUCUACGUUAGCGAACAUCGGUUGUGGUUCAGUGGUUCCACACAGACUCAGUUGAGAGGGGGGAAGCAGAAAGCAUAUGUUUUUUUGUUUUUUUGGUCGUUUUCUUUAUGAAUUAUUGCAGCUCUCUUUCUUAACUCCACUCAGGGGCGGAGUAAUGAUAGAGCCACUAAGCACUGUGAUAAAAGACCACAACACUGACCCCACCCCAAAAACUACCCCCCACACCCGACACCCAACCCCCAACCCAUCUCCAUCCUGUCCUCCAGAUACACCCUCUCUCUCUUUCUCUGCCUGCCGGCAUCCCCAAAUUUACACACCCCUCGCUCCCUCCCUCCCUCCAUCCCUCCUCUGUUUGGUGGGGGGGGGAGAACCAAGCCAGAUUCUUCUCUUUCAACAACAGCAAUAAUAUUUAAAUUAUAUUCAUAUGUGGGGAAGGUGGGGGCUUGGAUGUUAGCGUGUGUGUAAUGUGUGUUCAGAGGAUAAGAGGGGUUGCAGGAUCUUUGCUCACACACAUAUACAUGCACACGGACACACACAUUCACACACAUAUACACACACACACACACACACACACACACACACUAUGAGCUUCCAGUCUUGACUCAAACCAGCCAGACUUAUCAUAGUAGACCCUUAAUUCUGGACAUAAGGACAGUUUUUACUUUCACAGUAUUUGUGUGACUAGAGGGACAAGACAUUCAGGACCUCUCCAGAGAUCUGGAAAUGUGUGGAGUUCAGGAUGUAUCACAGUGAACCCUAAGUUUCUACCCUCACACACGGGCCACAAUGUGAGCUACCUGCUUUUAAGGGUUUUGGGAGGUUUUUUGUUGGUUCCUUACCCCAGGUUGACCUGCUUCUGCAUCCCUGGGGACUUCGAUGUGUUUCUCCCUUGUAGGUUUUUGUGAAGACUCUCCCAAUAUCUACAUCAUGAUGUAGCACUUCCUCCUUCUAGUUUUCUUCUAUCUCAUGUAGCCAGAGUUUUAUAUGUCUAUUGUAGCAGUGUACACAGACACACAGGUACACAACCACACACACACGCCACACACACACACGUGUGUUCUCACCCAUAAAGGAAUGUAGUGCACUUAUGAUAAGUGCUAACUCUCAGAUUCAGACGAGUAGCCAUUUCCGAACCAUUGUUGUUUUCAAAGCCUUAACAUACAUAAAUGUGUCAGAUCGAGGGCUGUUCACUACCUCUGUACAUGCAGGCUGAGUCUGCAAGCAGAGCGCAGUUUGAGUUUGUUUGCAUGUGUGUGCAUGUGUAAAUGCAUUGGACAGCGCCCUCUUGUGGCUGACUGCAGUAGCGCACCUGGAACAGAGGCUAUGAAAGCCACAGGCAGGUACAGGUGUGGGGCUAAUGCAGUUGCAUCGUACCCUCCUGUCCCAGAGACUGAAACGGCACAUUGAAGCAAUGGCUUAGAGCCAGUUCCUCAAACUGUACGUUAUCAAAUAUUACAUUAUUAUUGGUGCUCCAUAUCAGUCCUAGUCAUGUUGUCAGAGACCAGCGUUGAUAUGGUGAACGCAUGAAGACGUUAAUAAAACACUUGCAGCUAAACCAUCUGACAAAUAUAAGCACAUAAGAAUAGUCCCUCUGAUUGGUGUUAAUCAGAGCUCCUGCUGAUUUAACUCUCACGGGUUUGUUUUUUGUGUUCUCGCCUGAAAUUGGAAGUGGCAGGUUCCCUGCCUGUGUUCGUGUCGUUCCAAUGGGUCUGUUUUUGGUGGUUCUUAUGUUUUCCUGGGGCUCUGAACCUGUGUUGGUACAGCGGCAGUGCAUUCUGGGUAUCAUACAACCGUACAUGCAAUGUCAGGCCAUGUGUGUGGGUGUCAGUUAUUUUUUUGGCCUGUCUGUCACUCAGGUUUUAGCUACUGUGGGGAAAUUGACAGAUAUCCUUCUCACCCCCAACCCCCCACCCAACCCCACACUUGAUGAUGUCAUAAGAAAAUUAGAAAACAUGGGAGGGGGGGUUGGGAAUGUUGGGGGAUGAUGUCAAAGUACUGACGAAACCAAAUGUAUUGUGUAAGUUGAAAAACAAAGGUGAAAACUGAUUGAUGGCUGAGUUGUAGCUUUUCAAUGGUUGGGCUGUGUACUUUUCUAUUGAUUUUUGUUUGUUUAUUUCUUGUUCCUUUUUUCGAUGGGAUUUUCAUUUUCAUGUAAUCAAUUUGCAAACAAAAAAUUGAAGGGACAUCAAGUCCUUUCUCAACUGGGGGACAGGAGGGAGAGAGAAGGGAGAUGGGGUCUUGGAGGGAUGACCGUCUCAAACCUCCCCUAAACUCCUGAGACAUUGAGCCGGUCCAGAGCCCCUCACACAGCAAUGGUCCUACAGGAAGAGUCCAUCUGAGUGAAAGAGGAGGGGGGAGGGGAAGAGUGAGUUGAGGGCUCCAGAUUAUUUCGAUGAAGAAGAAAAAAAACAAAAAAACAAAGAAAGAACCUUGAAAUUAUGAUAAUAUUAUAAACAAGUUCCUGCAAAAAUAUUAACUUGCAAAAACUAGAGUUCACUUAUACUCCUUUAGAAUGGAUUGAUGACAUUAUUAACGCAAUAGCAUUAUACUCAGUACUACGGAAUGCAACUGCGCACAUGCACAGAAAAAUGUUUUUAAUAUAAAUAUAUAUAAAUAUAUGAAAAAUAUAUAUUUCAUUAGAAUGCUAUGCACCGUUACUUGCUAUCUGGGACUAGAGUUAUGUUAUGGGUGUACUUUUAGCAUCUUAGCUACCAAGAGACUAUUGAAUUAUGGAAAUGUCUGCAACCUGUGAAAUUAUAGAGGGCUUGUAGGCAUUUUAACUUGUUUUAUUUUCAUUUUUUAUUGUUAUGGAGAGGGAAAAAAGGAAAAUAUAUACAAGCCUUUCAGUCGGAUUCAAUCUGACAUGAAGAUAUGUGUAGAUAAUUUACCCUGUACACCAGCUCAAAUCAUUUACAGAAAUUAAUAAAUAAAGAAAAUGAAAUAUU